Molecule: messenger RNA, 654 nt
Organism: Opisthorchis viverrini
Lineage: Eukaryota; Metazoa; Platyhelminthes; Trematoda; Opisthorchiida; Opisthorchiidae
Exons: 3
Coding region: 1-654 (217 amino acids)
Source: RefSeq, a predicted model, not a curated record
AUGCCACCAGAAAGCACAUGGGAUGGGAUACUGCCAGGUUGCCCAAGCAGAGGUCGGGUUAGAAACACGGAGCUUCUGGUUACCAUCUCACCAGUGGACGUGGUGAACUCAGGCGAAAGUUCCCCGUAUACUCGUGCGCGGACGCAGGAGUUUCCAUAUAGAGCCCUUAUAACGGAUAGAAGUUUGGAAGGGACACCUCUGAUUGCCAGACACUGUCAAAGUUUCUCCCGAUCGACAGAGUCAAAAGCAGAUUUCAGAUCAGGAAAAACAACCGACGUGGGACGUUUGAAGCAGUGGCACUACUCAAGAAUCUGUCCUAUGGAAAAGAUAUGGUCAAUGUAUCCUCGGCCAGGACAAAUAUCGAAUAAUGUGUGCUGCAAACUCCUAUAUGGACGCACAGUUGUAAGACUAUCAAGCGGAUUAACGAGGACACAGAGAUACCUGUGCAGUAACGGUAGAGUACACAUCCUUAAACUUAGGCAAGAAGAAGACUACCCCCGGAACAUGCCUCAGCUACUAUCGUUCAGCUGUAGCAACCUUUUGGCGCCUAGCUACUAUACCACACGAACGAGGCACGCGGGCUGGGAUACUGUCAGGUCGUUCAAGCCUAGACAGAAGCAGUUCGAACUACGGAACUUCCGGUCCCUAGGAUGA